This is a messenger RNA of Neocloeon triangulifer, 1455 nucleotides long. RefSeq names its product 26S proteasome non-ATPase regulatory subunit 10-like. The coding region runs from base 192 to 1352 and encodes 386 amino acids. The transcript has 3 exons. The record is from RefSeq and is a predicted model, not a curated record. NCBI's taxonomy places the organism in Eukaryota, Metazoa, Arthropoda, Insecta, Ephemeroptera, Baetidae. Gene Ontology annotation, molecular function: protein binding.
UAAACUGAACGAGAAUCGAGAAUUCGAGAAAUGAAAACAAACAUUUGAUUCAGUUUUAUUAAUGUUUAACCAUUGUCAAUUAAUAUCGCGUAUAGCACAAUUGCACAAUAGGUCAACACUGGCUGGACAGUAGUUAUAUUUUUAUCAAAAAAGUGUGGAAGAGGGAUCAAGAGAAGAGAGAUCACAAAAUAAUGUGGCAACAUCAAAAAGGCGCUUCAGUUCUCAUUAUUGGUCCGACCCAAAUGGAGGAAACCGUGAAUUCCGAUUCAGACGACAGCAGCCUUGGCAGCAUGGAUGACGAUGAUGCGUAUGCAGAUUUUGUCAAGACCACAGUUUCUUUACACCCGAAAAAUUGCUGUGACAACAAGCCGAGGGAUGUUGAACGCAUGAAGAGAUUUCUAGCCAAGGACAGUUUGUCACUCGACCGACGAGACUCGGCUUGGGAGCUCACUCCGUUGCAAUGGGCUGUUCAGCUGGGUCAUUAUCGUUGUGUCGAGUUCUUGCUGGAUGCAGGAGCCGAUUAUACUCUACCUGCAGACAAUAACACGGACUUGCUUGAAAUCGCCCUACGGGAGGAACACAACUACAACGUAGUCAAGAUCUUGCUGGACUUUGGAAUAAGCGCUAACUAUGAGCCUCCGAAGGGCUGCCCUGUCCGAUACAACAAGUCGUAUUAUGUGACAUGUGCUCUUCGACAUGGCAUUCUACCAGCUCAAAUUUUGUUGGACUAUGGCGCAGUGGUAAACGACUUUGAUGGUUACGACAUAAACUUCUACAAUUUUACCCAUUUCGUCGCUGCCUCUAGUGCGGUAAUAGAAGCAAAGGCGGACGUCCUGAAGUUUUUGCUUCUGAAUGGCGCCCCUGUUGAUGCCAAAAGCGCCCGUUUGACCAAGCCUUCUAGUUCAAAUCCUGUAGUGAAAGACUGUCUCUCGUUGAUACAUCUUUUCAUUUGCUGUGAUGGAGAACGAGGUUUCGAAGAGGAGAAAAAAAUUGCUGAUCUUCUGCAUCAGUUCGGAGCAAAUUUCUGGGAGAAAAACAGACUUGGCUUGACGCCCCUUCAAGUUCGAAGUAAUCGAAUUGUGUGGAACAAGGAGCGCCGCUUACGAGAUAUUGGAUGGCUUUCUCAACGACCACGAGAAGACAUCUUCUUCCGGAUAACCGAGUACCUGCGACACCUAAUGUCAGCUCCUCUGUCGCUCACUAGUUUGUGCCGACUCACUUUGGUUCGGAGCAUGGGCCAAAAUUACUUUAAAAAUCUGCAUUUGCUUCCCAAACUGCCCAGAAGGGUGAUUGCGUUUCUGAGAGGCUGGGAACUUUUAGACCGGCCUGUGUACGGCGACUUUAGUUUGUAAUUAUUGGUCAUACAUUUCCCAUUAAACGCAAAGAAAAAUAGAUGAGUAUUUAUGUGGCCCGAAAAGUCAUUUUUUUUUUUUAAAUUCUCAACUGAUUAAAACU